Messenger RNA from Clarias gariepinus (North African catfish), 1360 nucleotides. It is a transcript of the gene mrpl28, whose product is annotated as mitochondrial ribosomal protein L28. Gene Ontology annotation, cellular component: mitochondrial large ribosomal subunit. The record is from RefSeq and is a predicted model, not a curated record. Lineage: Eukaryota; Metazoa; Chordata; Actinopteri; Siluriformes; Clariidae. The transcript has 6 exons. Gene Ontology annotation, molecular function: structural constituent of ribosome. Bases 208 to 969 code for a protein of 253 amino acids.
CUCUGUCUGUUAAACUGACAACAUAAUUAAAAGGGAGAGCCAGAAGGAAGCACAGACCUGAGGGCUCACUGAGAAGUAAAGCAACUCCACAGUUACGCCACCAUAAACCAUCCUGAGUGAUCUUUUAAGAAGAAAAAGACAAAGUAGAAGAGCAGCAUUUUAUUUACUGAUAAUGAUAAAAAGCUAACCCAAAGACAAUAGAACGAGAUGCCUUUACACAAAUACCCACCUCGCCUGUGGGAAGCCUUAAAGUUAAAGAAAGGAAUCUACGCCCGUCUGCCUCAGCAUUACCUCAAAACCCUCCAGGACACAUCGCCCCCGACUCCUGUGCAUUGGAGACCUCUGGGGGUGAAAUACAGAGCGAACCCGAAAACAGGCCACAAAGAGCGGGUUCAGGAUGUACCCAUUCCUGUUUAUUACCCACCGGCGUCACAGGAUGGCCUGUGGGGUGGAGAGGGCUGGAUAUCUGGCUUCAGAUACGCCAAUAAUGACAAGCUUUCCGCACGAGUGCAGAAGACAUGGAAACCUCAGCUCUUCAAGAGGGAGCUGUACAGUGAAAUCCUCGACCAAAAGUUUAACAUUACAGUCACAGCUCGGACGCUGGAUCUUAUCGACACCGCCUACGGCUUUGAUUUCUACAUUUUGAAGACACCAAAGCAGGACCUGUGCUCCAAGUUUGGCAUGGACCUGAAACGCGCUAUGCUCCUGCGCUUAGCGCGCAAAGACACUGAGCUCUACCCAGAUGAUCUGGCUCGCAGAGAGAAGGUCUACAACAAAUACAAGCAGUUUGAGAUUCCUGCUGAGGAGGCGGAGUGGGUCGGCCUGAGUCUGGAAGAGGCAGUCGAGAAACAGAGACUACUUGAGCACAAGGAUCCAGAGCCACUUUACAAGAGCCGUGUUGAGAGCCUGGUGAAGGAACUGGCCAUGCAGAAGCUCACUGAACCCCAGCUUGUGGAAAAGAAAGACUGAUGUGAAGAGAAAUGAAAAAGUAUUUAUUGGGGUUUUGUUUUCUGCUGUAAUUGCUUACUUUUGUACCGACGGCAUUUACGAUAUGCCAAUAUCCUGUAAAUAUCUAACUUCUAGUCAAACAAUAAAUAAACAUUUAUCAGGAGAGAUUUAUGAUGUGUGCUUUUCUUCUGCGUUAGAUCAAUCACUUAAUUCUGCCAGCAGGUGGCACGGACUCAACUAUAGUCCCUGUCUCAGAAGAAAUCUUCAUAUCGUUUUCAAACCACAAUGCAUACACAACACACACAUGUAUCUAAGUGUAUUAAAGAGAAGUCUGUAGCUCAACCAGUGUUUAUAUGUACAGUAUAUCACGCUAAAAGGUUAGUAGUUGGUACAAUAUGACAAUAUGUGGACU